GAUGGCGUAGGUAGCAUAGAGAGAGAGGCACCUGUUAUAACAGGCUAUGGAUAAUCCGUUAUCUUUUCAUUCGAGCUCAUUAUAAAGGUUAUUUUUUCCUUCCUAAAUCUGGAAAUAUUUACUCUCAAGUAUAAUGUUAUAGAAAUGAACUUUUCACAAAUAUGCAAUUUGACAUUUUUUCGUAUACUUCUUUUGCUAUGUUUAUUUGGAACUCUCUAUUUAAUCCUCCAAUCCGAAGCUGGAUUUUUACCGAAAUUGCAGGUGGGAUCUCGUAAACUACAAACAAAUGACAUCAAAGAAAUACCAGGAAAAGGAAAAGCCGUGGGUGUGAGGGAAGAUGAAAAUCCGUCAGGAAGCCGUUUUUUAUCAUUUUGUUUCGAAGAAGCUGACUUUUCAAAGUCAUGUUCUUACAGAAAUGUCUCAUCACCUGAUAACAUUGAAAUAGCUAUGAUACUUACAAAAGCUCACGAAAUUCGUGGAUUAAAAGAAAAAUUUUCAGUUUCUGUUUCUUCAAUAUUUCAACAUACAAAUUCAACAUUAAGAUUUCAUCUUAUAUGUGAUGAUCACAGUAUGAUUAUUGCAAGAAAAGUCAUUCAGAGCAUAGGCAGUUUAGCAAAUAAUUUUGUGCAGAUUUUUUUCUAUCAUGUGGACUAUGUCAUUAAGCCAGUUGAAGAUGUGAUUUCCUAUCUUCAGCCCCACUUUACUUACAAACCUGGAGCCUAUUAUAGUGAUUCUUUAUUUUUUCUCUCUAUUGUUAUCUACAGGGUGUUUCCACAAGAGAGACUCCUUAUGAUAGAUGUAGAUACCAAAUUUAUGUCUGAUGUGAGUGAUCUCUAUUCUCAUUUUAAAAACUUCACAUCUCAGACUGUAAUUGGAUUAGCUUACGAACAGCAACCCGUGUAUCACCACUUACUUCAUGAAUAUCACCAAGCUCAACCUGAUUCUUUGGCUGGCAUGCCUCAACCAGCUGGUUCUCCAGGGUUUAAUAGUGGUGUUUUGCUCUUAGAACUUCAGAGUAUGCGUAAUUCUAAUCUUUAUCAAAAUCUUAUUCAAGAAACUGCAGUUAAAAAGUUGGUACAAAAGUACAAAUUCAAAGGGCAUCUUGGUGAUCAGGAUUUGUAUUCACUCUUGGGAUUUGAACAUAAGGAGUUAUUUCACAUUCUUCCUUGUACUUGGAACAGACAAUUGUGUCAUUGGUGGAAGGAUCAUGGGUAUGAAGAUGUCUUUGAAGAUUAUAAUCAAUGUGAUGGAGAAAUCAACCUAUACCAUGGUAACUGUAACACUCAGAUUCCUGACUAACAUUAUAAUUAUUAUUAAUCAAAUAUGCUCACAGUGUGUUUAUACAAUAUAUAUAUAUAUAUAUAUAGAGAGAGAGAGAGAGAAAUAAUUUUCAUAAGUUACUCUAACAAAGUGCAUUAUAUAUAAUAAGGAAAUCUAAAAUGUAGUAUACUUUAUUAAGCAAUCAUUUUUGUGUCUUUCUUCAGUAAAAUAAAUCUUUGAUUUGUGUGUUAACUGUCUUCAUAAAUGUACAGUAUGUGGCUUUCCACAUUUAUGUAACUUGUACACCGCUCUUUCUAGUUAUUCACAUAUAGUUCAUUAUGCUUAAGUUGAAAAAUAAUUUCAAAACUACUCAUAUUCAUGAUAAAAACAGUCAUGCAGAAAAGUAACUUUACUGGAUGUUUAUGGACAAUGCAGCAAAAUAUUUUACAAAAUGCAUUUGGAAGUUGCUUUGUUUUCUAAACUUAACAUUAUGAUUUUUCUAACUUAAGCUGUAGGCUUUAGAGGUGUUACUGUUGUAUUUUAGAUUAAUUUGAUAUGGAUAUAGCCUAGUUAAAAUUGGAAAUUUUCUAGAAGUGAAGCAUAUUCUUAUGCGAUAAAGAAAAUUUUUAGUUGUAACAAAGAUAAUAUACAGGUACUAUUAGCCAAUAUGACUUUUGCUUGUAAGAAAUAUAUUGCAUAUAAGCAAAAUUCCAUACCACAGUGGUUAAAUGCCCAGCUAUUAGUAGUCAAAAUAGAUGCUGAUUUACUUAUUAUGAAGUUGAGUAAUUGAUAAAUAUUCACAAUUGAUUCCAAGACUGAGUGAGGAGAACCUCUUUAACAUGUAACAUUCUAGCAUUGGUGGCUCUACAUUAAAUCUUGAAACUGAAACUUCAUUAACUGAUGUGAUGGUAUGUCUACCAGUUCAGAUUGGAAUUGGGUCUUCAUUAAACAAGGUAAUGGUGUGUCUACCAGUUCAGAUUGGAAUUGGGUCUUCAUUAAACAAGGUAAUGGUGUGUCUACUAGUUCAGAUUGGAAUUGGGUCUUCAUUAAACAAGGUAAUGGUGUGUCUACCAGUUUACAUUGGAAUUGGGUCUUCAUUAAACAAGGUAAUGGUGUGUCUACCAGUUCAGAUUGAAAUUGGACCUUCAUUAAACAAGUUAAUGGUGUGUGUACCAGUUCAAAUUGAAAUUGGACCUUCAUUAAACAAGUUAAUGGUGUGUGUACCAGUUCAAAUUGAAAUUGGACCUUCAUUAAACAAUGUUAUGGUGUGUCUACCAGUUCAGAUUGAAAUUGGACCUUCAUUAAACAAGGUAAUGGUGUGUCUACCAGUUCAGAUUGAAAUUGGUAGCCAGAAAUGUACUUAUGGAUACUGGUUACCAGGGGAUGUUUAGUAUUAUUACCAGCCUCAAUCACUCAUGAAUUAUGCUCACUACAAAUCUAGAUCAGAUUUUGACUCUCAUAGGUAAUCUGGUUAAAACAGUUGCAGGCUGAUGCCAUGAACCUUAAGAAUUGAUAUAAUAUUUGUUUGAUUAUUUCAAAACAUCUUGCAUUAUAAAAAAAAAAA
Molecule: messenger RNA, 2824 nt
Organism: Limulus polyphemus (Atlantic horseshoe crab)
Lineage: Eukaryota; Metazoa; Arthropoda; Merostomata; Xiphosura; Limulidae
Product: xyloside xylosyltransferase 1-like
Exons: 2
Coding region: 145-1299 (384 amino acids)
Molecular function (GO): UDP-xylosyltransferase activity
Source: RefSeq, a predicted model, not a curated record